UCCGGUGGAUGCUGGUCUGUUCCGACUGACCUGGUUCUGCGAACAAGGAAACUAACCGAGAGGUUCAAUGAGAUCAUACACUACUCUGAACAUUUCAGUUUAUCUGAGAAUGAUGGAGAGAGACGAUUUACUCCAGAUCUUAGUACUUUGCGGCAUACAAGCUCUGUAGUAUUCGACAAAGCAUUGUUUGGCGAGAGCAAGACAGAGACAAGAUAAUUGACAAGUUCCUGUCUAGGAAAGGGGAAAAUGCAGAAAAUCCGUUUCUGUCAUGGCCAUUGUUGGUAUGGGAGGAUUAGGCAAGACAACAUUAGCGCAACUUGUGUUUAACAGCCUGAGGUUGAAAGAAUCCUUUGAGAAGCAUGCCUGGGUUUGUGUGUCCGAGAAUUUUGACAUCAAAACAAUGACAAGGAACAUCAUUACUUCCCUAACGGGUGAGCAAUGUAUGUAUACAGAGCUUGCUGAUCUACAGAGGGAAUUAUCAACAGAAAUGAAUGGCAGGAGGGUUAUGCUAGUGUUGGAUGAUGUAUGGAAUGAGCGAAGAGACUGCUGGGAGUUGUUUUGUGCUCCUAUGACAGCUGCAAAGGUUUGUCAGAUCAUAGUUACCACUCGGAGCGAGGCAGUGGCAAGGCUGAUACAGACUAUGCCUUUUUAUCCCCUAAAUUGUCUAAGUUUUGAUGAGAGCUGGUCGUUGUUCUGCAAAGCUGUCUUGACCGCUGAACAAAAGUCUAAUGACAUCCCAACAAACCUAAUGAAGAUUAUUGUUAUAAAGUGCAAGGGCUUGCCACUAGCGAUUAAGACACUAGGAAGCAUGUUUUUUUCUCGAAUACGCAGGAGAUCUACGCAUCAUUAA
Molecule: messenger RNA, 850 nt
Organism: Sorghum bicolor (sorghum)
Lineage: Eukaryota; Viridiplantae; Streptophyta; Magnoliopsida; Poales; Poaceae
Product: putative disease resistance protein RGA3
Exons: 1
Coding region: 269-850 (193 amino acids)
Biological process (GO): defense response to other organism
Molecular function (GO): ADP binding
Source: RefSeq, a predicted model, not a curated record